Messenger RNA from Aureobasidium subglaciale EXF-2481, 1548 nucleotides. RefSeq lists its product as uncharacterized. The coding region runs from base 1 to 1548 and encodes 515 amino acids. Gene Ontology annotation, biological process: transmembrane transport. Gene Ontology annotation, cellular component: membrane. Gene Ontology annotation, molecular function: transmembrane transporter activity. The transcript is spliced from 7 exons. NCBI's taxonomy places the organism in Eukaryota, Fungi, Ascomycota, Dothideomycetes, Dothideales, Saccotheciaceae. The record is from RefSeq and is a predicted model, not a curated record.
AUGCAGGAUCGCGACGAGAACGCGCACUACAAGUCGCGAAUCAUCUCCGUCGUCGCUGCCACUGGUAUAGCUCUUGCCUGUGGAACGAAUUACGCAUAUUCAGCAUGGGCUCCUCAAUACGCUGAGCGCAUGAAACUAUCCGCUACGCAAAGCAACCUUAUCGGCAGCGCUGGCAACAUUGGCAUGUACGCCUCGGGAAUCCCCUUUGGCAUCUUGAUCGACACAAAGGGCCCUAGAUGGGCUGUUCUAAUCGGCGCCUUUUCACUGGCUUGCGGCUACUUUCCCCUAUACUCUGCCUACCAAAAGGGUCCGGGGUCCAUGAGCUUCCCUGCUCUUUGUUUCUUCGGCUUCUUAACAGGUAUGGGAAGUUGCUGUGCUUUUGCAGGCUCCAUUAAGGUCUCAGCGACAAACUGGCCGCAUCACAGAGGCACGGCUACUGCAUUCCCCUUGAGCGGCUUUGGCCUGAGUGCCUUUGUUUUUACGCUCAUUGGCAGCUUCGCUUUUCCUAAUGAUACUGGAGACUACCUACUGAUGCUGGCCAUCGGCACCUUUAUCAUGGUUUUUGUUGGAAGCUUCUUCAUGAAACUCAUGCCCCCGGCUUCGCCCUAUCAAGCUGUGCCAACCGAGGAUGAAGGUCGUCCUGCUCGCAUCCGGAAGAACUCGCACGACUUGCAAUCUGCCCAUCAUAGCAGAGAUGGAAGCAGAUCAAGCCUCCCUGGUGAACCCAGCACUCAAAAUGCCCAAUCAGAUGAGACUUCACCACUUCUCUCCCGUGCUGGAGAAGUCCCUGCGGACGAGUCACAGACAUCUCAAACGCUAGGCUCACACAAGAAAGAUAUCACAGGGUGGGCACUCGCAAAGAGUCCGUCAUUUUGGAACUUGUUCAUUCUUCUUGGCUUGUUAUGUGGAGUUGGUUUGAUGACCAUCAACAAUAUCGGAAAUAACGCAAAAACGCUAUGGCACCAUUAUGACGAGAAUGCAAGUCACGACUUCAUUCAGUCACGUCAACUAAUGCAUGUUGGCAUUCUCUCGAUCGGAUCAUUCAUCGGCAGACUUUCAUCUGGAAUCGGAUCUGACUUUGUGGUCAAACGUCUGCACUCGUCUCGUUACUGGUCAUUGGUCGCCUCAUCUCUGAUUUUCACUGUCGCACAAGUCUUUGGUCUUACGAUUGAGAACCCAACCCACCUAUAUCUACUCUCCAGCGUCACCGGGCUUGGAUACGGUGCCCUGUUUGGAGUGUUCCCUGCUCUGGUCGCCGACGCUUUUGGCGCAACAGGACUCGGCAUCAAUUGGGGUGCGAUGACGAUGUCGCCAGUGAUUUCUGGCAAUAUUUUCAACAUUGCAUAUGGCGCGAUUUUGGAUAGUCACUCAGGGUCGGCAGACUCUCAUCACAACAUUUGCAAUGACGGCAAGUCCUGCUACUCGCAGGCAUACGUGAUCACGCUUGUCGCCAGUAUGAUGGGCAUUGCUUGGAGUCUGUGGUGUGUACGCCAUGAUACUCAGGAGAAGAAGGCACAAAGGAAGAUGUACGCAGACCACCAACCUUGA